Molecule: messenger RNA, 2975 nt
Organism: Harpia harpyja (harpy eagle)
Lineage: Eukaryota; Metazoa; Chordata; Aves; Accipitriformes; Accipitridae
Product: complement decay-accelerating factor-like
Exons: 13
Coding region: 1-1575 (524 amino acids)
Biological process (GO): negative regulation of complement activation, classical pathway
Source: RefSeq, a predicted model, not a curated record
AUGGUGGGGCAGGAGGACCGGGAGGCUUCACCCGAGCCUGUGGAUGACAGUCGUCCCCCACCCAUGGCUGCUGUCCGUGUCCCUGCCAGAGGCUUUACCUCCCUUCAGAAACAGCCCCUUGGAGCCAACGGUGCUCACCAGAGCAGCACAGAAAUUGCUGCAAUGAGGUCUGGAGGACCAGGACGGGGGAAGCCCCCAAGCACCCUGAGCUGGGGGGCACUCGCCGGGGCAUGGGGGUCUGGCCACCUCGCGCUGCUCCUGGCCUUGCUGGGGCUCCUAGGCAUGCCUGUGGCUUGCGAUGACUGUGGGCCCCCACCUCGCAUGACCCACUCCAGACCGUCCAGUGACGAGCAGGCCAGCAGCUUCCCCGUUGGAUCCAGGGUGAUGUAUACGUGCACCGAAGGCGCCAUCAAAAUCCCCGGGAGGUCGGACACGGUGGAGUGCCUGCCCGGCGCGCGCUGGUCAAAGCUGCCCGAGCCCUGUGGCCCUUUGCCUGUGCAGUUAACGCAUCUUCAUCCGUGCUUUGCAAAAGAUGCGUUCAGCAGAAUAGCAGCCUGGUUGCGGUUUGCUGCCCUGUCCACGGUGGAUGAGAGGAUUAAUUUCUUUCCUGUUGGGACCAACGUGAGCUACGUCUGCCGCCCCGGCUACGAGAACACCUCGGAAAGUUCCCCCACCAGCACUUGCCUUGAAAACCUGACGUGGUCGGAAGCUGCCGAGCUGUGCAGGAGGAGAUCCUGCGGAGACCCGGGAGCGCUGCCCGGCGGCAGGAUGGUCGCUCUUACAGACUUGCGGUUCGGUGCAAGAGUGAACGUGUUCUGCGAAGACGGGUACAAAUUAGAUGGGAGGCAUUUCAUCCAGUGUCAGCUCAAAGGAAACGACGUUGAAUGGAGUAAACUUCCAACUUGUAAAUUAAUUACCUGCUCUUCACCUCCUCAAAUUAGCAACGGAAAGCAUGAUGGUGAAGGUGUAGAAAAAUUUGCCUAUAACUCAACCGUGACUUACAGAUGUGACUCUGGCUUUCGGCUCGUUGGAAAUGUGAGCAUCCGUUGUACGAGUACGGACAAAACAAACGGAGUCUGGAGUGGAGCUGUGCCUGAAUGCAAAGAGAAAAGCACGUCUGUCAAACUUGGAGCAAAAGAAAUGGAGAGGAGUCCUGCUCCCCAAAAUUCCCGUGGAAAUGGCAUCCAACCAUCUAAGAAGGCUUUCACGUGGGAAAUGAAGCUCAGCCUAUAUAAAAAGUCACUGCAAAAUACCAUCUCCUUCUCCCACUCUUCUUCUUUCUCCAGGACACCAGUGUCAAGGAGCUGUGCUACCUCGGCGUUCAGAUUCGUUGUACCUUUGUACAAAACCCAAAACUACUAUUCUCCUGGGACAAACCAAGGACCCAAGUGUCUUCCAAAGUACAUGGGGAUCUCUGGCAUCCUCCCACAAGCCGGCUGCUUUGAAAACUUAAAACGGUCUAAAGUUGCAUCAUUUUGUGGAACGAGGUCGUGGGCAGCCAGGAGAAGCUGGACAUGGCAGAAGUGCUGCUACAACAGAUUCCCCAUCCGUUGCAAAGGAUUAUUUUACCCAUAAAAAGGGCUGCGUAUACGGACUGUGGCAAGUGCACAGAAAGAUUUAUCUGCAGCUUUGAAGCAGUUUAUUUGUGACGGGUCUGCCCUCCUCCAGCGAUGCUUUGACAAAAGGACCCCCGUGGAAGGAACCCUGGGAGGAGGCAUUUGCACUUUCCUUGCAUGGUUGCAAAGACAACUGGCACGUGCUGCUCUUCCUGCCAUCUCACUGCAGAUGUAGACAAGACACACAGUUAAAUGGGAUCCCACCUAUCUAAAUAUAUUGUUAUCUUUUAAAACAAAAAUAGUACUGUAAGCAUGAAGCAUGUAAACCCUUCACCGUGUUCUGUUUCUAAAGCGUCCUAUGCAAUGGUCGUACUUGUUAGGACUCUGACGCUUUGCUUUAAAACAAAGAAUAAGCUAGAUCAGGUCUGUCCCAUGUACAUGUACAAAAUGUAUUUUUUGAAUUGUGAUAUGUUUUAAUGUUCCAAGAAAUUGAUUGAAAAUUACUUACGCAAGAGUUGGCUAAUUCCCACAGUUCCUUCUCCCGAGUUUUUCUCUUUCAGCGGUUUCCUCCUAACAUCCCAAAUCCAGUUAUGAUUCUGGGCUGACCUGACCAGCCUUUUUUCAGGCUGGAGUUGGGAAGCGGCAGUUUCUCAGAAACCCCCCAGGCCUUCUGCAGAAUUUCUGACAGAGCUCGGUUACGUCACAACUCGUCCGACUCGGUGUUUCCACAACCACCCAUUUCCUUGCUCGCUAGCAACUCCAACGUGCUGCCAUAACAGUCACUGUAAAUACACAGACUCACAGGACAGGCUGUAAAAGACCCAAAUAUCUCUGCUGAACUGGGCUGCUCCCUUAACUUAGGAAUUUCUGGCUGUAGCAUGGUCUGGUUGCAGAUACACCCAUGGUAGCUGCCAGCAGGGUUGAGCUGAAAGCAAAAUACUGACUUCCCUGUCUUGCAAAUUUAUGAGAUCAUUUCUCUUAGGAAAUCAUAGUAUUUUACAGGCUAAAUUGAAUUUAUAUCUUUAGUACUUUAAGCACUUUCUUUAGCAAAAGCUUUUUUUUGUAUCAGACAUAAAUUCUUUGCAGUUUAUAUUUCCGUUCAGAUUACAUGAAAGAUAAAAGCCAUGAGUGGUCUGGGUAUCUACUAACCUCAUACUGUAAAGGAGCUAUUUUUGCUUUCCAAACAGAGGAAGGCAGCUCUGUAAUGCUGCAGUCUGUGAGCACAUCAACUCCGCACAGACACAGAGAAGUAAUAGCUAAACAUAACUCUCCAGCAUUGUCAUACUGCAACAGAGAAACUGGAAAUGUCAGGUUUAUGUUAUUGGCUGCUUACAGUCUUUGUCCUAUACAGCACACUAAUUGCCAUAUAUUUAGGUGCCAUUCUGGGGUUUUAUUUACACUUAGUAAUAAAUGGUAAUU